Molecule: messenger RNA, 2347 nt
Organism: Colletotrichum navitas
Lineage: Eukaryota; Fungi; Ascomycota; Sordariomycetes; Glomerellales; Glomerellaceae
Product: glycolipid anchored surface protein
Exons: 2
Coding region: 424-2031 (535 amino acids)
Biological process (GO): fungal-type cell wall organization; fungal-type cell wall (1->3)-beta-D-glucan biosynthetic process
Cellular component (GO): plasma membrane
Molecular function (GO): 1,3-beta-glucanosyltransferase activity
Source: RefSeq, a predicted model, not a curated record
CCUCCUACUUCCCGACCCUUCCUCCUUUUUUCUCCUCCGUGUUUCCUCCAAACCCGUCCACUCCCUCACUUGCUAUCCGCAAUCGUUUCUUCUUUAUCCUUUAGGGGACUUUAUCUCAGACAUCGACAUCUUCAUCUUUUAUUUUUUUUGUGAUUGUUGUGUCACUUGUCUUUUGGUCAACAACACCCUCUGCUUUUAAUCACCUACCAGCAACUCAAACCACUUCGCGCUCUCGUUAUCAACCCGUUUUUUACCUACCGUUUGGAUCGAUUCUUCGUCAUAUAGGAAAGAAGAGAAGGGAAGACUCAUUUAUCGGAACAUUCCGCACUCGAGCUCGACUCCUUGGAGACGAUAGCAACCUCGACUCCCACCGACGAAUAUCUACCAAGCACCAAUUUUAUUCAUAGCUCCAGUAACAACAAAAUGGGCAAGGUCGCCACCGUCUUCUCGGCGGCUCUGCUGCUCGCCAGCAAGGCCGCUGCCCUCGACCCCAUCGUCAUGAAGGGCAGCAAGUUCUUCUACGAGAACGGCACCCAGUUCUACAUGAAGGGUAUCGCCUACCAGCAGGAUACUGCCGCCGCCGGCGGUGAGUCCAAGACUGGCGAGUACAAGGACCCCCUCGCCGAUGAGGCCGGCUGCACGCGCGACGUCCCCAUCAUGGCCAAGGCUGGCACCAACGUCAUCCGUACCUACGCCAUUGACCCCACCCAAAACCACGAUGCCUGCAUGAAGCUUCUCAGCGACAACGGCAUUUACGUCGUCUCCGACCUGGGCGAGCCCAAGCUCUCCAUCAACCGUGACAACGCCCAGUGGAAUGUCGAACUCUUCCAGCGCUACCAGGCAGUCGUCGAUGCACUCGCCAAGUACGACAACACCAUUGGUUUCUUCGCCGGUAACGAGGUGUCCAACAACAAGUCCAACACCGAGGCCUCUGCUUUCGUCAAGGCUGCUGUCCGUGACACCAAGAAGUACAUCAAGGAUAAGGGCUACCGCUGGAUGGGUGUUGGCUACGCCGCCAAUGAUGACGCCGAUAUCCGCGAUAACUCGGCUCACUACUUCAACUGCGGUGACCAGGGUACUGCUAUUGACUUCUGGGGCUACAACAUCUACUCGUGGUGCGGUAAAAACACCCUGGCUGGCUCCGGUUACCUUACCCAGCUUGACUUCUUCAAGAACUUCUCUGUCCCCGUCUUCUUCGCCGAGUACGGCUGCAACAUCCCCGACGGCGCCAAUGGCCGUCUCUUCGAGGAGACCACUGCGCUGUAUGAGACGCCGAUGACCGACGUCUUCUCCGGCGGUAUCGUCUACAUGUACUUCGAGGAAGCCAACGACUAUGGUCUCGUCCAGGUCACGAACGGCAAGGCCACCACCAUGAAGAACUACGACGUGCUUGCCUCCCGCGUCCUGGCCGCCACCCCCGCCGCCGUCGAGAUGAACUCUUACCAGCCCACUAACAAGCCUGCUGAGUGCCCCCCUGUCGCUUCCACCUGGGAGGUUAACGGCGAUGCUCUCCCCCCUACCCCUGACAGCUCCCUCUGCGAUUGCAUGGUCAAGAGCCUUUCUUGCACCCCCAAGUCCGGCAUCACGGCUGAUGCCAUUGGUGAUAUCUUUGGCUACAUCUGCGGUGCCGACCCCAAGUCCUGCAACGGCAUCAACACCAACACCACCACCGGUGUCUACGGCGCCUACUCUAUGUGCAACGACGAGCAGAAGCUUGCUUUUGUCCUGGACACCUACUACAAGGCCCAGAAAUCUGCCAGCACCGCUUGCGACUUCAACGGCCAGGCCCAGGUUGUCACCCCCGCUAGCGACAGUUCCUGCAAGGCUGCUCUCGCCUCUGCCUCCGCCGCCAACAGCGCCGCCGCCACUGCCACCGCUCCCGUUUCUUCCACCGGCAGCGGCGGCUCCAGCGCUUCUGGCAAUGCUGCCGCCGGCAGCCCUUACCAGCCCAUGUUCAACUUUGCCGGUUUCGCCGUCGGUGCCUACCUGGUUGCCGCUGGUGCCAUUGGUGCUGCCAUGGUUGCCUUGUAAACAAAUGGUCACUCAUUGAAUGAAAAACUGAGAACGGGAAUCAAGAGUGCUGGGGAGCUGGGGCAAUAUACAUUUAUGCGAUCGUGUAGGAUAUACAAUGAGGCACCGCGGUGCCUGCUUUAAUUCAGUCACGACUCGGCAGGAUUUAUCAUAUUAUUGGCAUGAGGCUCUUUUGUGUUUGACACCAUCACAAGCGGCGUUGGAUCCUCACUGGUAGCAGCUGUUUCUGCUUCAUGACUGGACCGUAGAGAGGUCACAAUUGUUUUUCUAGGUGUCUUGUCAGGUUGAGUGAAUAGAAUUUUUUCCUUUUUGUUCA